Molecule: messenger RNA, 774 nt
Organism: Giardia duodenalis
Lineage: Eukaryota; Fornicata; Diplomonadida; Hexamitidae
Product: Bromodomain-containing protein
Exons: 1
Coding region: 1-774 (257 amino acids)
Molecular function (GO): protein binding
Source: RefSeq, a predicted model, not a curated record
AUGAAGCAGGACGAGAACAAUCUCGUUACCAUGCUGAUCAGAGAGAUCAAGGAGACCAUGAAUAAGUUCAACAUCCGAACGGUUCUGCGAGAUAGCAUGAAGCCUCUGGAUAGCUUUACCCUCUUUCAAAACCCUGUGGUCGUCGAUUACCCAGACCUGAAGCAGCAGUAUGAAGCCGUUAUAGAGUUUCCUUGUAGCCUUUCCGAGAUAAAGCAACGCCUUUCUAACCGCAGUGGGAACACGUACACACACAUUGGCGACGUGUUUUGUGAUUUGUGUCUUACAAUAAGCAACGCAAUGACGUUCAAUAAGUCGAACACUGUGAUCCUAGAACAAGUCCGUAUUUAUUCGCAAGCUGUAUUGGGCGUUAUAAACGACAUCAUAACAAAGUACAACCAAAGUGUUACCCCCUCUUCUGCAGUCGCUUUAUUCGACACGCCGGAUGACAUGAUAAACGCCAUUUUCAAGUACUUCACCCCAGGAAAGCUCCCCAAGUGUCUCAAUCGAAAGAAAAGUCUCCGGUCGCCCUAUUAUGAUGAAGUGCAAGAACUGGUACAGCGUCUAGAGCAACUUCCUCCCAAGGCCAUGGCUGGGUGCAUAAGCGCACUUAUGCUAGAACUAGAAACGGCGUGUGACGAGUCCGGACGUCUCGUCAUCGACUUUUCCCAGCUGAAGCCAGCUUCGUACUGGUGGUUCGAUGGCCUGGUGCAGGAGACCUAUGUCAUGGAACAUAAGGCAGGUCGGAUUGCUCAGCCACUAGAGCCAGUCUCGUGA